AUGUCAAAAGUCCAUGAUCCUGCAAACCCUAAUGUUCCUUGCCCAAGAAAUCAUGCCACUGGAAACUCGCCGGAGCCUCCGACCACAACUCUGGUCCUGAUCUGUGCUUCUGAGUCUGAGGCUGGGGGAUCAUCGUAA
Molecule: messenger RNA, 138 nt
Organism: Fusarium odoratissimum NRRL 54006
Lineage: Eukaryota; Fungi; Ascomycota; Sordariomycetes; Hypocreales; Nectriaceae
Exons: 1
Coding region: 1-138 (45 amino acids)
Source: RefSeq, a predicted model, not a curated record